Messenger RNA from Zea mays, 632 nucleotides. RefSeq names its product EMB2752. The record is from RefSeq and is marked provisional. NCBI's taxonomy places the organism in Eukaryota, Viridiplantae, Streptophyta, Magnoliopsida, Poales, Poaceae.
AUUGCGAAGCCUCACGUCUCCAGCACCGGGCCACCGGCGGCGAGGUCGCGCGAGCGCAGGCAGGGGUGGUACUGGGAGGGGAGGAGGGGAAGAAGGAGGUGACUGCGAUGUCGAGCCGGUUCUGGAGGUGGUACGCGGACCGGCAGUUCCACAAGUGGGAGAAGACGGUGCUGUGGGACAUGGUGGAGCCCUACCGCCCGCCGCGCUCCUUCGCGCCACUCGUCGGCACCUACGUCGCCGCCUUCUACACCGGCGUCGUCGGGGCCGCCGUCACCGAGCAGCUCUACAAGGAGAAGUACUGGGAGGAUCACCCCGGCGAGGCGGUGCCGAUCAUGCCGCCCAAGUUCUACUGGGGGCCUUGGAGGGUGAUGAACGGAGAAGUUCCGCGCUUCAUUCAGCCGCCCGACGAGGCCAAGACGGCGUAGGAGCUUCGAGCUUGCUUCAAAACUUUUCAGAAGAAGCAUGUAUCUGGUCUCGAUCGAAAAAAAGAAAUUGGAGCCCUGCUUUUGUGCCUCUCCCACUCUCCUGGUUGUACGCCUGUACCUGUCUGUCUGGAAUACACGAGUAAGAUAAGAUCAGGAGAACUGAAGACCUCAAAUAAAGAAAAAAAUCAGAAAACGUUGGCAUGGAUA